UCCUCUUAUUAUCAGCAAAGAGGAAAAACAAAAAGAGUAGCGCCUAUAAGCAUGAAUCAAGUGUUCCCUCCCACUUAUCUGCACCCAGACCAGGCAAAAAAGAACUUCCUCGGAGCAAAACACCACCCUCUUUCGAGGGUGUAGCCACCCCGGAUGGGGUUUCUCUAUGUCUCGCCCGCCCGCGGUAAUUUUCAAUUCCGUCAUCUUAACCGGCGCUCGCAGACGCCUCACGCACCAACUGCAUACAUCCUCUUCACCAGGCUUCCAAGCCUCUCUACGAACCAGGCCGCCCGAAGUCGAUUCCCUCAGGCGAACCUAAAGGAAUGCUCCAACUUUUUAACACCGAAGGUCGAGUCGAGAAUCGAACCCGAGACCAACUACAAGACCCAGGUGAGGUUUGUCGACGGUAGUGAAACACUACCUCGGGAGGUAAAUGCCUGGACUCCGGCCGCGGGCUUACACUCGGUGUGGCCGACCAACUGAGCUGCUGGGCAAAUUAGUAGAUGAGGGGUUUGGAUUUUACGCGGAA
Messenger RNA from Mytilinidion resinicola, 529 nucleotides. RefSeq lists its product as uncharacterized. The record is from RefSeq and is a predicted model, not a curated record. Lineage: Eukaryota; Fungi; Ascomycota; Dothideomycetes; Mytilinidiales; Mytilinidiaceae. The coding region runs from base 154 to 483 and encodes 109 amino acids. The transcript has a single exon.